Molecule: messenger RNA, 2275 nt
Organism: Scaptodrosophila lebanonensis
Lineage: Eukaryota; Metazoa; Arthropoda; Insecta; Diptera; Drosophilidae
Gene: z
Product: regulatory protein zeste
Exons: 3
Coding region: 386-2041 (551 amino acids)
Biological process (GO): regulation of transcription by RNA polymerase II
Cellular component (GO): nucleus
Molecular function (GO): transcription cis-regulatory region binding
Source: RefSeq, a predicted model, not a curated record
CAAAUUUGUGAUUUUGCGCUAAAGAAUUAAUCAACGCCGCGUACUUCAUGCAGUGCACAAAAAAGUUACAUAAAAGUUGCUGUGCCGCGCCAAAUUCGCUGCACUCAACUUUUCACUAAAUUUUCUGCCCGACAAUCAGUGGUGCGCUCAAUUUUCCACAAUUUUAUGCGGGACGCUUGUUUGAGUGCUUUUCCCAGAGCCGAGUUUUUUUAUAUAUCUCGAGCGCUGUUGUUGAGUGGUUGGCAAAGUUGUUUUGAGUGCGCUUGAAAGCAACAAAUAUUAAAUUUGAGAAAACGCAAGAGCAGUUGUUUAACUUAAAUAAAAGCAUACAAGACUAGUCACAGGGACGGGCAGCAAAAGAAAAAGGAUCCGAACUUGUCGAACAAUGUCCGGUGCCGGGGACGGAGGCGCCGGCGGAGCUGCCGCUGGCGUCGUUCAAACAACUGUGGGCAAUGACGGCACAGCGGUGGUCGUGGGAGCUGCCGGCAGCUCUACCGGCAGUGGGGCGGGGAAAGCCCAGCUGCCGCUAACGCCGCGCUUUACCGCCGAGGAGAAGGAAGUGCUCUACGCACUCUUUCAUCUGCACGAGGAAGUCAUCGACAUAAAGCACCGUAAGAAGCAGCGCAACAAGUACUCCGUACGCGAGACGUGGGACAAAAUCGUGCGUGACUUCAAUUCGCAUCCGCACGUCAGUGCCUUGCGCAAUAUCAAGCAGAUCCAAAAGUUCUGGCUUAACUCGCGGCUACGUAAGCAAUACCCCUAUCGUGAUGGAAGCGGUGGCACAACGGCCAGCGCUGGUAUCAGCAAAGGAGGGAACACUUCCGGCGGAGGCGCCAGCCAUGGCCAUCAGCAGCAGCAACAUCAGCAUCAGCACCAUGACAGUGUAAAGGUCGAGCCCGAAUACGAAAUCAGCCCUGACGCCUCGGAGCAUAAUGCACAAGGGGACACGUUCGAUGAUAUCGAGAUGGAUGGCAACGAUGUCAGCGAAAUAGAUGAUGAUCCGCUCGAGACACAUCAGCAUCAGGAGCAGCAGCAGCAGCAAACGGUAGCCGCCCAGCAACAGCAGCAGCAACAACAGCAGCAGCAGCAGCAACAACAACAACAGCAACAACAACAGCAGCAACACGAGCUGCAGAAACUGCAGGUGUCGGCAGCAGCUGCCGUCGCAGCCGCCAACGCUGCCGCCAAUGCUGCCGUGCUCAACACGCACCAAAUCAAUGUGGAUCAGAUUAGUGCCGAGAAGUUGACGCUGAACGACCUAUUGCACUUUAAAACAGCGCGACCGCGUGAGGAGAUCAUACUGCAGAUCAAGCAUCCGGCCGAGGCCACAGCCACGCAAAUCCACACGAUACCCUCGCAGCCGCAACAGCAUACCAUGGCGACAAUCACUGCAGGCGGCUACAACCAGCAGAUCAUUAGCGAAAUAAAGCCCCAGCAGAUCACGCUGGCCCAGUAUCAGGCGCAGCAGCAACAGCAAGCGCAGGCGCAUCUGGCGGCGCAGCAACAGCAGCAAUUGGCUGCCCAACAGCAACAAUUAGCCGUGGCAGCGGUAGCCCACCACCAGCAACAGCAGCAGGCUCAAGCGCAGGCCCAGGCCGCAGCUGCCGUUGUCGUUCAGCAACAGCAGCAACAGCAGCAGCAGCAAGUGAAGAUGCAGCUGGGCACGCCCACGUUUACAUUCAGCGCGCUGCCUACAGUGACUGCAGCGGCGCCAGCACCGACAGCAGCGACCACAGCAACCGCUUUGGGUGCGGCGAAUGUAAGUGGAAGUAGCGGGACUCUGAACUCAAGUUCCGGAGGUGUCGGGCCAGCAGCCGAUAGCUUUGAGGAGCGUGUAAACUACUUUAAGGUGAAGGAGGCCGAGCUUCGGUGGAAGGAGCAGCAACUGGCCACCGAAACCAAGAAGAUCGAGCUGAAUAAGGCACAGGACGAGCUGAAGUAUAUGCGGGAGGUUCACAGACUGCGUGUGGAAGAGCUCAAAAUGAAGAUUCGUAUUCUGCAGAAGGAGGAGGAGCGGCUGCGCCAGUCUGGCAGCACAUGAGACGUGGAGGAUAUCAGCGACGCUGAUGAAGACGAGUACAGCGAUCACAUCGACCACCUAGACGGGCUGGAGGACGACGGUGACGCCGACUGGGCCAGCGAGUUGUGUAGUUGUUAGUAGGGGGUGAAUAUGAUUUUUGUUUUUAGACUUUGUGGGUGGGCGGCCCGAUCCCUGCGGGCCGGUUCUAAUUUUAAGUGGACUUCUAUUUAUUGCGUGUUUUUUUUGAAACGCCAU